Molecule: messenger RNA, 2498 nt
Organism: Phycodurus eques (leafy seadragon)
Lineage: Eukaryota; Metazoa; Chordata; Actinopteri; Syngnathiformes; Syngnathidae
Product: zinc finger protein 239-like
Exons: 3
Coding region: 175-1116 (313 amino acids)
Biological process (GO): regulation of transcription by RNA polymerase II
Cellular component (GO): transcription regulator complex; PcG protein complex
Molecular function (GO): DNA-binding transcription factor activity, RNA polymerase II-specific; RNA polymerase II cis-regulatory region sequence-specific DNA binding
Source: RefSeq, a predicted model, not a curated record
GUUGACCCCGACCGGAAGCUUAAGCUUGGUAUGAUACACUUUUCGCGAUGAAAUGAAAUAAUAGCCACAGCCUGUCAGCUUUGCCGCUAGUUAAUUCAAAGUGUGCUACUUUACUAAUUACGUAUAUUUACCAAUACGGAAACUACAAACUUCAUAAGGCACACGACCACAAGGAUGGAGGAUACCAAACUGGAAUGCUUGAACGCCCGUUUGGCCAAGCUGCUGAACGAAGUUGUGCAGGAGGUUGUGGAGAUGGUGAAGGAAACUGUGUCGGCGUAUCGGGAGAAAGCAGCCAGCACGCUAAAGGAAAAUGAGAGUCUGAGGAGAAGUCUGCUGGAGAUACAACAUAUUCUGCAUGUCCACGGUCUGUUUCCUGUCCAGGAAGAGGGCUCGGAGAUUCAGGAGCAGAACCCCGCCCUCCCUUUGUGGCCGAACAAUACUACCCGUGAUUUGAAGCACAAGUACAAUGACGCGGGGUCACAGGCAGAGUGCGCGUCGGCCCAGACGCUAUUAAAACAAUGCAAAGAAGAACCAGAAGACGAGGAGCUUGAGGAGGCUCUGACUGUCCAGCUGACCACAGACGACGCGGUAAAUGUUGUUAAAAGAGAGCCAGCCGCUUGCUCGCUGUCUGGUCCGCCAACGUUACAAGAACAUUACAACGGCUGUGUGGAUUUAAGCCCCUUUCCUCACAACUCUAGCAGGCCCGCCCACUCAACUCACUCCAAGCACAGCUUUGACGGAGGAACAAUCCAGACGGAGCCCGCCAGGAUAGACGACUCCCACCCGUGUCUGGUAUGCGGGAAGACGUUCCGCCGGCUGGCCUACCUGAAAAUCCACCUACGCUGUCACACGGGAGAAAAGCCGUUCGGCUGCACGCAGUGCGGGAAGACGUUCAGCCGAGUGGGGUACCUGAAAAUCCACCUACGCUGUCACACGGGAGAGAAGCCGUACGGCUGCUCACAGUGCGGGAAGCGCUUCAGUCAGGCAGGAGAUCUGAAGAAACACAGGAUGGUGCACACGGGAGAGAAGCCGUACUACUGCAGCCAGUGCGGGAAAAGCUUCAGUCGGGCGGAGAAUCUGAAAAGGCACCUCAAGAUGCAUACUGGAGAGACUUGAGUGUUUAUCGCAACAACAGUCAGUGGUCGGUAGACGUUAAAAAGUGACAUACAGGUUGUCCAGAAAGUCAAAGUUACAAUCAAGGACGAAGCAGGAAAACACAGAAAAUUGCCUGGGCCCUCAAAUGUCUCAGAAAAAGUGACUAAUACUUUGGUGGGGGGUGUUCGAUUUAAAGCAAUUAUUAUUGUUUUAGUCUUAAUUCACACGCUUCAAAACACUAAAAUGCUUAAUAUCACACUCGUUUCAAGUGCUCCCACCUCACUUCUCAUCCAAUGGACUAUGCCAUCUUCUUACUGCACCUGUGCAGACUUGUUUCAGGAAAACAGUGGGAAAACAACCUUGUCGAAUCAUUUGGCGGGGAAAUGAAGCAGCGUUACGUAUCCCGCUGGAGCCGAGAAGAGGAAAAGGCGCUGAAUCUGUAUAUCCCAUUUUGUUCAAGAAACCAACAACCUGGCUAUUUUUCAAAAUAUGUCUGUGAACGAGCUGAACUUCUGGAUCCUUGGCUGCGGGAGGAUCCACCAUUUUCAAGCCACAGGCCAGCCCGACCCUGAAAGCACUGUUGUGUCAAAGCCUAAAGUUAAGCAGAUCUACAGUGUCUGAAGCACAGAUUAGCCUUAUUAGCAUUCGCUUCUGCUAAGUCCACAUACUUGACUAGUCGGUUUGCAUCGAUAGUUGCGGUUUUAGAAGCAACUUCUGUUUGACGGUGGAGCAACACAUUUGGAUGGAUAAUAUAACAAUUCUCACAGGAAUAUAUUCUUUAUCCUCAAUGAAAAAUGACAACUAUUACAGUAUCUUAAAGCACUGAUUUAUACAGACUGUUCGGAAACUCACUGCACUUACGUUUUAGUCAUUUUUUUCCAAUAUACAAUACGGAAGGUACAUAUACUAUUUUGAUUGAAACACAUGGCCCUCACUGGGAAAUGUAUAAAUAAAAAAUUACCCCCGAUAGAAAGUUUACAAUUUUGGUCCUUUCUCACAAAGGUUUGUCUUGUCUUCUGUUACAUUCUUAUUCGAGAAUAAAAACAGCAGAGAGUAACUUUGCCUCAAGGGUUAAUACAAGGAUAACAUGUGCAAUAAAUUAACACCUGUACCCCAGAGACGCUUGGCUCAGCAGACAGCAUACUGGAGAUUUUCACAGUAACCAACACACCUCACUUGACUAAUAUAGACUUCAUCACACGCAUGACUGCCUGACGACAACAUUUCACUAAGACAGCAUGCUCGCCUCUGGGAAAGAGAGCUUAUGUUGAGCAGAGAUGUGAAAAAUUAAGGUGUACUUUGCGUACUGGGACACAUGAGCUGUCACUUUUGCCAAAAGCGUUAGUGUGAAAAUGGCCUGAAGAGAUUUUCUAAUUGGCAUGACACCACACACACAGACACAC